UUGAUAGCUUAGAUUGAUGUAAACAGAACAGCACAGGAGUAAGUAACUGUUAGCGGUUUCAUGGUUUCUGGUGAAAUCAUCUCAGAUAUGGAACGAAGACAGUCUUGCUAUAUGAAUGCUUAUUUUGACCUAGUGGAACAGUCCUGCAUGUGGCUGGGCCUGUAAGCCUGCGCUGUGUUGAGCAAGACGCCUGAGCCGGGCGGGGUUCUGGGGCCGCUUCCCACACGCCAGCCCACGCUCCCCAGAAACGUGUUUUCCCUAUGCUAACCCUUCUGAGCAUGUUUUACUAUAUUUGUCUGCGGCGCCGGUCCAGGAGCGGGACCCGGGGCGAGGCCCUGAGCAGCCGACGGGCUGUGGAGUCGGGUCAGCGGGCCGCCCUGCCCGUCAGUGUGGAGGUGGAGCAAUAUGCCAAAGAGGUGCUUGACUUCAGCUCCCACUACGGCAGUGAGAACAGCAUGUCAUACACCAUGUGGAACCUGGCCGGCAGUCCCAACGUCUAUCCCAGCUCCGGGGACUUCACCCAGACAGCUGUGUUCCGAGCCUAUGGCACAUGGUGGGAGCAGUGUGCCAGCGCUCCACCGCCAUUCCGCCGCACGCCCAAGUCCUUCCACAGUCAGGAUUACAUUGAGCUGGCCUUUGAAGAACCCGUCUACCCCACGGCGGUGGAGGUGUUGGAGACCUACCACCCAGGGGCCAUUGUCCAGAUCAUGGCCUGCUCCCUCAACCCUUUCUCCCAGAACCCUCCCGCGGAUGUCAGGUGGGAGGUACUGUGGGCUGGGGAGCCCACCAAGGUGCUGACCCCCCAGGCCAGGCAGUUCUCUCCCAGCAUCAAGCAGCUGAGCUUCCCCACCAACCUGAUCCGCUUGGAGGCCAACAGCUCCCUGCUGAAGUACUACACGGAGCUGGAUGCUGUAAUCCUCCGCGGCCAGAGGGAGAGGCCUAUUCUGUCCCUCUACAAGAUGCCCAGGAUCGACAUUUGUGACCUUAGUGACAGUGACGAUGAGCUGUUAGACCCGGGAGCCUCUUUCAGACAGACUGGAGAUGGAAAGCACAUGAACCUUGGAAAUGGAUACUUUGACAGAUUGCCCUAUGAGUUGAUCCAGCUGAUAGUGAGCCACCUGACCCUGCCAGACCUUUGUCGGCUGGCCCAGACCUGUAAGCUCUUCCACCAGCAUUGCUCUGACCCCCUGCAGUACACCCAACUGAGCCUCCAGCCCUACUGGGCGCGUCUCAACGACACAUCCCUGGGCUAUCUGCAGAGCCGCUGCACCCUCCUCCAGAGGCUCAACCUCUCCUGGACCGGCAGCCGGGGAGCCCUCACCUUCUCUGGGUUUAGCAGCUUCAUGAAGGUGUGUGGCGGUAACCUGGUGUGUCUGGAGCUGUCGUGUUGUCACUUCCUGAAUGAGGCGUGCCUGGAGGUCAUCUCGCAGACGUGUCCUGGGCUGCAGGAGCUCAACCUGUCUUCAUGCGACCGCCUGCACCACCAGGCCUUCAUGCACAUUUCAAAAUUGACUCGCCUACGACGUCUAGUGCUCUAUCGCACCAAGAUAGAGCAAACAGCCAUGUUGAGCAUCCUAACCUUCUGUACUGAACUGAGACACCUAAAUCUUGGAAGCUGUGUGAUGAUUGAGGACUAUGACGUAGUGGUCAGCAUGCUGGCUGUUCGCUGCCGCUUGCUGCGCUCCCUGGACCUGUGGCGCUGCAGGAACCUGACGGAGCGCGGCUUGGCCGAGCUGGCUGUGGGCUGCAGACUCCUGGAGGAGCUUGACCUGGGCUGGUGCUCCACGCUGCAGAGCAGUUCGGGCUGUUUUCAGCACCUGGCCCGCAACCUACCGCGCCUAAGAAAACUGUUCCUCACUGCCAACCGCACUGUGUGCGACUCAGACAUCGAGGAACUGGCCGCCAACUGCCCGGCCCUGCAACACCUCGACAUACUGGGCACCCGCAUGGUAAGCUCCUCCUCCCUGCGGAAGCUGCUGCAGGCGUGUCCUAAGCUCCUCCUCUUGGACGUGUCCUUCUGCUCCCAGGUGGAUGCCCGCAUCGUCCAAGAGCUCUCUGGGCUCUUCCCCAAUGUGGCCAUCAAGAAGAGCUUCACCCAGUGACCUAACCCAGUGCCCUCCUCACACGGGGAUGGGCGCCAGUUUAGGCAAGCGGGGGACAGGCAGAAUUGUAAUGGAUGCCCGCUGGGUAGAAUGAAUGGGCCUGAGGACUACUGUAAUCUGGAACGAUUGAGUUGCCAAAUGUGACAGACUGUUUUUGAUAGGCAAAAGGUUUGAAAUCAGGGUCACCAUUGCCAAAGCCACUACAUUUGAUUGUCUGUCCGCUUCGUAACUGACACUUCUGGUAGUAGCUGAUUGUUAACUAUCUGACAUCAAUAUUUCAUUUAUCUGACACUUAUGACGACUUACAUAUAUUAUUGAUUGCAUAAAGUUAGUACCAAUUGUACUUUUGAAAAGUUCUUGGUUACAGGUGGAUUAAUGAACCAAUGGGAAACUAGCCAAUGGGGAAACUAGAGAAGACUAGGUGGACCUGAUUAUAUGUGGAACGAUUGGACAUUUUGCCAGGACACUGGUUAGCACACCUACUCUUGCGAUGUGUGCCAUGGGGUCUUUACUGACCACAAAGAGUUAUGACACCUGUUUAACUUCCCAUCUGAAAGAAGGCACUCUACGCAGGGCAAUGUUCCUUUGACUGCCCUGGGGUAUUGGGAUUUGAUCUUUUGACCAAAGGAAAGAAUACUCCCCUACCAGCCCUCUAACAUCAGUUCCAGCAGUAUCUGGUCUCCCACUGCAAGCUGGCAGUGGGAUGAAGGGUGCUAUGCAUCUGAAUCUGAAAUCUCAGGGUUUUUAUUUUGUCUAUUUAUGUUGUUUAAUUUUAUUGUUUUCUUCAGAAACCAGCUUAGAAGCCUUCUUUUCUCUUGAAAGGAACAUGUGACGGAGUCCUGUUUGGUUUCCACUGCCCCACUCAACUAAAAUCUACAGCGGUUCAGAAACAAUUGGCAGUGUUGCUCAGACUACAAAGUUGCAUACUUGAUUUUGGCUAUUGUACAAAUUGUAAAAUGAUAUUGCUAUACUUAAUUAUUUAUUGAUCUAGUUAUAUAUUACUGCACAGCUCCUUGUGAUGGAAGUGUGACAAAAUUAAUUUAUGUUAAAGGUCGACUGCGGCCAUGGGAAAUCUGUCAAAAUCAGCCUCUUAAUUUUACAACAGGCACAAGGUUCGUCUUUGGUGUGAAUAGAUUUUUCCUCAUCAGUAUCCGCAAAAUAGCCCAUAAUGACUAAGGAAAGAUAGGUUUUUAGAAAUGCUUGCAAAAUUAAGAAAAACUGAUAUCACAUUUACAUAAGUAUUCAGAACACUUUUCUCAGUACUUUGUUGAAGCACCUUUGGCAGCAAUUACAGCCUAAAAUAUUUUUGGGUAUGACAAUACAUGCGUGGCACACCUAUAUUUGGGGAGUUUCCCCCAUUGUUCUCUGCACAUCCUCUCAAGCUCAGUCAGGUUGGAUGGGUAAUGUUGCUGCACAGCCAUUUUCAGGUCUCUCCAGAAAUGUUGUAUCGGGUUCAACUCCAGCCUCUGGCUGGGCCACUCAAGGACAUGUCCCAAAGCCACUUCUGUGUUAUCUUGGUUAUGGGCGUUGGGUCGUUGUCCUGAGUAGUCUGGAGCAGGGUUUUGUCAAAGAUCUGUCUGUACUUCACUCUGUUUGUCUUUCCUAUGAUCCUGACUAGUUUCCCAGUCCCUGCAUUAUGCUGCAACCACCAUGCAUCACCAUAGGGAUGGUAUUGGCCAGGAGAUGUGCGGUGCCUGGUUUCCUCCAGCCAAGACGCUUGGCAUUCAGGCCGAAGAGUUCAAACUUGGUUUCAUCAGACCAGAGAAUAUUGUUUCUCAUUGUCUUAAGUCCUUUCUGUGAUUUUUGCCAAACUCCAAGCGGGUAUCUGGACACUACCAUACAGGCCUGAUUGUUGUAGUGCUGCAAAGAUGGUUGUUCGUCCUUUCCUUUAUUUGUGCCUAGACACAAUGCUAUCUUGGAGCUCUACGGACAGUUUCUUUGACCUCAGCUAUGACUUUAUAUAAGCAGGUUUGUGCCUUUCCAAAUCAUGUCCAAUCAAUUGAAUUUACCACAUUGUUGUGCUCCAAUGAAGUUGCAGAAACAUCUUAAUGAUGAUCAAUGUACCCAGGAUGCUCAAUUUGAGCUCAAUUUCAAGUGUCUUUGCAAAGGAUCUGAAUACUUAUUUAAAUGUGAAUAUCUGAAAACCAAUUUUUUGCUUUGUCAUUUCUUUUGUCAUUAGGCAGUAUUGUGUGUUAUUGUGCGGUAUUGACUGAUGAGGAAAAAGAUACAUUUAAUACAUUUUAAAAUAGGGCUGUAAUGUAAAAAAAUAAUGCAAAAGAUUUUGAAUACUUUCCGAAUGUACUGUAUGUAGACAGCAUUCUUACAGGAUAAUUAUUUUGGACGGAAAUGCAUAGUUCAGUAAUAAAUGGCACACCUCUA
Molecule: messenger RNA, 4481 nt
Organism: Esox lucius (northern pike)
Lineage: Eukaryota; Metazoa; Chordata; Actinopteri; Esociformes; Esocidae
Gene: fbxl4
Product: F-box and leucine-rich repeat protein 4
Exons: 9
Coding region: 261-2102 (613 amino acids)
Biological process (GO): SCF-dependent proteasomal ubiquitin-dependent protein catabolic process
Cellular component (GO): SCF ubiquitin ligase complex
Molecular function (GO): protein binding
Source: RefSeq, a predicted model, not a curated record